Messenger RNA from Medioppia subpectinata, 417 nucleotides. Lineage: Eukaryota; Metazoa; Arthropoda; Arachnida; Sarcoptiformes; Oppiidae. The record is from the annotation of a GenBank genome assembly.
AUGGCACUUGCGCUGCUCUUCACUGUUGUGUCGAUCCAUUUGACGUUGACUUUCAUGUCGGUCACCAUUAAUCUUCAUUUUCGGAGCUCAGCGUCGUUUUCAAUGCCUUCCCAAUACGUUAUACACGUUAUAGAAGCUUUGAGGGGAGAGGGACUCAAAUUGGCCGAGAAAAUUGCCUCAUCCUCUUUAGUCACAUUGGAUUGGAUUAGUAAAUGCAAUUGCAAUGGCAUUGUGUUCAUCCAACCUGAUCCAUCUAAUGGUGUUUACCUAACUCACUCAAACUCGCCCUCUCCUCUUCCCAUGUUUUUUCUCAAAUUCUUCCUAAAAUGUAACCAAAACUGUUUGAAAAACGCGGGAAACCCGAGAGACAUGAGACGCUUUCAGACUUUUGAAACGCUAUGUACUUUGAUACAAUGA